Messenger RNA from Tarenaya hassleriana, 2330 nucleotides. RefSeq lists its product as uncharacterized. The coding region runs from base 96 to 1871 and encodes 591 amino acids. NCBI's taxonomy places the organism in Eukaryota, Viridiplantae, Streptophyta, Magnoliopsida, Brassicales, Cleomaceae. The transcript is spliced from 4 exons. The record is from RefSeq and is a predicted model, not a curated record.
GUGCUUUUUCCUUUCUCCUGCUUCUCCCGAGUUCCGCUCUUCUUCUCUGGAGGGCCAGAAAACUGGGGAAGAUCCUUCGUUUUUCAUGUUCAACCAUGGAAGAAUCUGAUAAAACGACGGCCUUGAAGAAAGCCUACGCCGAGAUCAUUCUGAACACGGCGAAGGAAGCAGCUGCUAGGGUUUUGGUGUCGGAGCGGAAAGCUGUGCGUUUUCAACAGGAUCUGUGCAGUUCGAAGGAGGAGGCGCUUCGGUUGUUGGUCCGAUUGAAGCAGAUGAUCGACGCUAAGACAAUUGAAGCAGAGAUUACGUCAUCAAACCAGCAACGACGGAUUGAUGAGCUCGAAGCUCAGCUUCAAGAGGCUGAAGAUAUCAUCACUGACUUAAGAUCAGAGUUGCACUGGGUGAGGGACAAAUUGGAGAAAGCAAGAACUAACAAUUCGCAGUCACUCAAUGCAACAAACACCAUAGAGGAAGUAAUUUCUACUGAGAACGCUGAUACGGAAGUUAUUGUUAGCUUUCAUCCUAAUCAAGGGUUUGAAGAUACAGAGACGAAAGACUCUCUAGCAAAUCAGAGCUCACUGCAUAACAAAUGCGGUAAUGAGGUGAAGCAGUUUGAUGGCAAUUUAGAGGAUUGUGAUGUUUGCGAAUCUGAAUUGGACGUCGUUAUGAGAAACAAAGAGCUCGAGCUGUAUAGGAAUGGAUGCACACAGAGGAUCCGUGCCCUUGAAAGGAACGUGCUCGAGGAGAAACCUCCUCCUCAUGUAGAGGAUCAAGGUACAACUUCAAAGGAUGAUAAUGAUAAUCUAAGUUCAGGAAAAGUGAACGAAACUGAAACUGUUGCGGAGGGAAACGGAAGAAGAUGUACUGUUCUUGCUCUUAGAGCAAGUAGUCUGAGUGUUGAGGUGAUAAAGAAGCCUCCAAAUCCAUUGGGAACUAAGAAAACCAGUAAGGGAAGGACAAUACGGAGAAGACGAAAGAGAAGAUGGGGAAAACCGAAAGCGAGCUCACUUAGGUCUCAUGCCUGUCAGCCUGCAAAACCUUGUCAGUCUCUAUCUGUCCAUUCCUGUUCCAAGACAUCCAUGAACAAUGCAUCUGUUGAAAGUUCUUCGAGGACAUAUCUGCAGGACGAGAGUGAGAAAGUGGAUGUGGAUGCACUUGCAGUGAAAGCCUGCAAAGGAUUAGAAGAACAUUUGCACCGUAAAAGAACACAGUACAUUGAUGAGAUUGCAAUCAUUCGUAAAGGGAAACGGACCAAGAACAUGAAGAGUUUGGAUAGUAUUCCUAGUGCUGUCAAGCCAACUGAUCAGCUGGUGGAGGGUCAUGAAGAAUCUAAUUUACUCCCUGUUAAUGUUAAGGUUGAUGAAGAUAAGGCACAGAUACCUGAAACCGAAGCUAAGAUAAAACCAUUACCUUGUUUAGAUUCUGGGUUAACCUUAAUCAAAAGAAAUGUGGAUUCAAUCUCAGGAUCCACAAAUCUUACUGUUAGUGUGAAACCAUCAAAUCAAUCAGAACCCGGGGAAGAUGUGUUGGUAAAAUGUGAGAAUUCUGUGGUUUCAUCUACCGGAAUGGGGUCUGAGGUGGUUGAUUUCUGCCUGGAUUCUCCUGAGUUGAAAGUUGCUGCAGUAUCGGAGGGAAACAAUGAGUCUUCAAGGAAAUUCGAUGGAAACAGAGUAGUGAAGUACACAUUCCAAAGGAAAAGGAAGAAGGGAGCUUUAAGUGACAAUGAUGAUAAUAAUAUCUCUCCGGCAAAGAUGAAGGUGGAGGAGAAAGAAAAUGACGAGUCUACUUUGGGAAAUGAAUCAUCUAGUGGAACUCGGAGACUGACCCAGGUUGCCCAUCAGUUCAUCUCCUUGUCUGUGAAGAGAUGGUAAAAGUGCAAAGCCCUCUACGAUUAACCUCUGUACAAGGGAGCCUUAUUGGUGCUUUGCUGUGGGCAGGGAAGAAUUCUUCUUGAAUGAUUCCUUCGACUCUUUUUAGAUUUAUGAGUACAAGAAAAGAUCUGAGUUUUUAAGGGAACCAAUUGGUUUUUGAGGUAUUUGGUUAAUAUUCUCUAAGGGACAACAAGGCAAAAGAUGCAUAGAAGAGAGGAGGGAAGAAGCCCAAGCACAUGAAGAGACUUUCAAAAUCUGACCAUAUGGGAUAUGUUCAGUUCACAACUUGAUUGGCUUUCUUUGUUUUGUCCUAAGCUCUAACUAAUUGAGAAUGGUGGAUAGAUGUUUCAAAACCUGUGUCUGAAACUUGAACAAGAUUUGGUUCUGUCGAAAUCGAUGUUUGGCUCAUCAGAAAUCAUAAAGCAAAACCAGAAUGGGUUCAGAUAGAUUUGGUUUGAA